AUCUCUCCACACACUCUCUCUAUCCCUCUACACUGGCACUUGUUGAAUUCAACCCCUAGAGAAUAGAGAGAGGGGAGAGAAACAGAGAGAGAUAAUGACAGGGAGGCAGAGGGAGGCUUUGAGACAGCGCUAGAACAGACAGCAAGCAGAGAAAAUGGGGCUUUGGAAGAUCUAGAGAUAGAAGAUAUGCUGUGGAAGACAGACAGAGAAAAGUCGGCCAGACAGCAGAGAGAAUCAUUUUUCAGACAGUGGGAAUGACACUUUAAGUGAAAGAGAGCGUCGACCAGACGGAGUACAUCAGACUGCUCUCCUUCCAUCUCUAACUACUCCUCUUCUGUCCCGGUCCUGACUUGCUGGUGGUGUGUUUGUGUGUAUCAAGGCUCCAUGGUGUGUCUCAACCAGAGGACUGGCUUACACAGGUCAGAACUGUCUGGGAUAACAGUGAGCACAUUUUUCUGCAUUUGUGCAUGUGAGAGAGACUGUUAGCGGGGGGAAAAGUUGUGUGCUGGUUUCUCCAGGUGAGUGCUUGCAUGCCAGAGUACACAGUAAUUUCCCUAUGCAAGCCUGUGCUGUGUGUGUGCGUGUGUGCCAGCGUGCGUGCGUUUAGGCAUGCACACUUUUAUGUAAGUAAGCCAAAGUGCAUGUCUGUUUGUAUGGAGUGCAUGAAGUGGGAGAGAAAGAGAGAGAGUGUGUGUGUGAGAGAGGCGGUGACAUUUUUUUCAGUUUGUAUUCCUGGAAACUGUUCUGCAGCAUUGCUCAAUAAUGAAACUAGUGCGUAUAUGUAUGUGUGUAUGUGUGUGUGCGUGUGAGUGUGUGUGCGUGUGUGUAUAUGUGUGUGGGUUGGUGGGGAGAAGAAAAAAACAAUGACACAAGGUUCAGGGAAGGAGAGAAGGUGCAAAUAUGCCUGGAGAAUGUUACUGAGAAGGAGUGAAGAAAGGUAUCAAAGUUAAUAUAGAAUUGUGUGUAAGACAUUAGUUGUUAUGAGUUUAAAAAGAGGACAAAUGCCAGCAAUGGUAUGUUGUGCGAAAAAAUCAGGGAGAACAACUUAAAAUGUGAAAAACUGGUUGAAUUCAGUGUGAUUUCAUCUGUGAGAAAAGUUCUGCUCUAGGCUGAUUUACAGGUCAUCAGAGUAUUGGUGUGGAUGCGUUGAGAGUGCAAUACUGAAAUGAGUCUAAGCUUCUUGGAAUAUAUGUCAUGUAAAAUAACGAAGCCUUAAGAUGCCUCUCUCGCUGGCAGUGUUUGCAGUGAAUAUCUGAAACCCCAUCUUCCUCUUUGUCUGCGUUCAACAUGUCCCAGCUGCUCCAUGUGGAGAUCCCGAACUUUGGAGCCACAGUUCUGGGCUCCCUUAAUGAGCAGCGCCUGCUGGGACACUACUGCGAUGUAUCGAUCCUGGUCAAAGGUCAGGCGUUCAAAGCCCACCGGGCUGUUUUGGCUGCCAGCAGCCUCUACUUUCGUGACCUCUUCAGCACCUCUACCAAGACCCAAUUUGAGUUGCCCUCCUCAGUCACACCUGCUUGCUUUGAGCAGAUCCUCACUUUCUGCUAUACAGGGAAGCUAACCAUGGCAGCUAGCGAACAGCUGGUGGUCAUGUACACAGCUGGCUACCUCCAAAUCCAGCACAUAGUUGAAAGAGGCAUGGACCUAAUGUUCAAGGCAAACUCACCUCACUGUGACUCGCAAACUGCAGGGUCCUUAGAGGAAACGGGAUCCGAGCCACAGAGUCCUUGUAAUAAUGGUAACGGCCUAGCGGUGGCUGCCCUUUUGGCAACCCCUGGUUGGUCUCCAUCCCUAAUCAUGCCGCAACGUAAGAUUAAACUGGAGGGGGCUGACCCAACACCCCUGACAGUACCCUCGACACACAAGAUUUCAUCUUCGGAGUUGGGGAGUCGGCUGGCGAGGGCAAGUUCAUUGUUCUACACGACGGCAGCCGGGACCCCCAUGACUGGUAUGCCUUCUUACCACCUACAAGGGCCUGGUGGAGGUGGAGCAGGAGGAGGAGCUGGAGUUGAAAGGUCCAGUCCUGGAUCAUCCAGCCUUCCCACCACUGACAGUCCCACAUCCUACCAGAAUGAGGAUGAGGAGUUUGAGGAAGAGCCAUAUGACGGAAUCACAGAGGAUGCCUACAGUCAUCUCUAUGGGCGUUCAGCUAACCCCUACGGGAUCCAGGACAAGCCAGAGAUGGCGGCGGUGCCCUUGGCCUUGGAGAACCGCAACUGUGUGCUGAUCCGCAGGGACCUGGUGGCGCUGCCUGCAAGCCUCAUCAGCCAGAUAGGCUACCGCUGCCACCCUAAACUCUACACUGAGGGCGACCCUGGGGAGAAGCUGGAAUUGGUAGCUGGUACACAGGUGUUCAUGACUCGAGGCCAGCUGAUGAACUGUCAUCUAUGUGCCGGUAUCAAACACAAAGUCUUACUCCGGCGUCUGCUAGCCACGUUCUUUGAUAGAAACACUUUAGCCAAUAGCUGUGGGACAGGUAUCCGUUCCUCUACUAGUGACCCCAGUAGGAAACCCCUGGACAGCAGGGUCCUCAACGCUGUCAAACUCUACUGUCAAAAUUUCAACCCUAACUUCAAGGAGAGUGAAAUGAAUGUGAUUGCUGCUGACAUGUGCACAAAUGCAAGGCGUGUCCGCAAGCGAUGGUUGCCCAAGAUCAAGUCCAUGCUGCCUGAUGGCAUGGAAGUGUAUCGUGCAGGAAUGGGCAUGGGUGCUGCUGUGGGCCUGGGCCUAGCACUGGGUGCCCCUCAAGCAGGGGUACACCUCCCCUUUGAGCCUGACUUCAAGACCCUUGAACGGUUGUAUCCAGACCGCAAGGACCCUCUCAGGACUCACCCACCGCUGACAGAGGGCAGCCCCGGGUCUGGGGCAGCCGGAGCAGAGGCUGAAGGUGAAUGUGAAGGAGUAGUCCAGGAGGAACAGGAGGAGGAUGAGGAUGAAGCUGGGUUAGAGGGUGUAGACGGAUCACUGGGGGCGCCAUCUUUGAUCCCAGGGGCUGAGGCGAGCGAUUGUGGUGACACGCCGCCUGAGCAGGAAGUAGAAAGUUUUGGACAAGGUCUGAGGGUGAAUGGACAGUGAAUGUCCUUUUUGAUGGCCACUCACAUUGUGAAAUCUGUUUAACGCUGCAUUUUCUUUUGCUUGCUCUCCACCACUCUUUCUUCUCCUCUGUGCUUCCUCAACAGAAAUUAUUCGGCACAAAAAGCUGCGCUCGUAGAUCUUACUAUAAAGGAAUUUGUCACACAUGCAUGCGCACACAUGCUUGUGUACACGCAUAUUUACUGAUAGUGGAAGCAAAACACUGAUAGUAGAAGCAGACACAGGCAUGGCAUUACUACAUUCAGUAUAUCAACCCUCUACCGUUUCCGUAUAUACAGUAUUUACUCAGUAUUUUGGCACUAGCUGCAACAGCAAACAAAUGGCUGUAAUGAUUCAUCAUUUCAAUGCGAUACAAAAGAAACAUCUGCUUUGCUGGCAUUUUGUGGAAUUUGAUAUAAUGGUUUUUAAAAACCAUAUGGUUUUCUUUGAAAGCUGCAUCUGGAAAUAACCUGUGUAACAUUGGGACAAACAGAUCAGAAAAACACACUCCCUGAAAAGCAGCUUAUUUUGCAGUGUUUUGCCACUUUACAUCAUAUCAUUGUAUGUUAAAUAUGCAUAAAUAUAUAGCAAAGACUUAAAAAAAAAAAAUUAAAGAUCAUGUAUGUUGCCACCAUUAAACAGUAAGUUAUUUUCUGUUUUGUUUAAAAAGCAUGUCAUUUUAAUUUUUUUUUAAAAAAGGUUCUCCACAAUCUAACAAAAAUGUAUCACAUGGAGUUGUUUUUUAACGCAUAUUUGCCCGUGACAUAUUGAAUUAGAUUGUCAAUGUGAUGCCUGUGUCUGCUCCAGACCGCCCCUCCCAACCACACACACACACACACACAUGCGCACAUUUACCACCUUAUGAUACUAGCCUUCAAUAUCUGCACCAAUGCAUAAAAAAACACUGUCCAAAAAUGCAACAAUGCUUUCUUUUAAACUUUAAAAAAAUCCUUUUUAAAUUAUGACAUUCUGUCUUGGAGAUACAGAGAGAAAGAGAGAGAGAGAGAAUGAGAGAGGCAAGAACAAGAACAUGCACUAAAUCCAAGCUUGCAUGCAUGAAUACAAACAGUGGAUACAGAGAAUUAUAGAAAACAACAACAAAGCCACAAACCUGCAUCUAGAUAACAAAACAGCAACUUUUGCCUCAAGAUAUGCCAUUAAUACACAAAAGAACUUUUUUUCCAUUUCUCACUGGGAUCUGACCUCAGUCUGACACGUGUUAGAACUGGCCUGGGUGUGACCCAGGAAUAACUGUAUUUGACAUAGUAUCGAUUGGAUUUUUUUUAACCCACGGAGCGUGCUGUCACCAUGGGUACUCCAUAUACACCAUGGGAGUACAUGGAGUAGUAGGAGGAAGUGCACUACAUUGAGUGGUAAAAGAAAAAUUGCCAGAGAGAAGCACUGUUUUACCUUGAUGUGGUGGUGUGAUUGGCACCAAGACUACAUAGUCCUGCUUCCAUCCUGUUUUUUCCCUGGGGGGAGGGGGGUAAAUUAUUGAAUAAAACUUAUAAGAGCAAUUUCUGCUGGAUUAUUGUAUUUGCACUCAAAAAAGUCUAUAGGGUGGGGAAAAAAAGAAUUUUUGGCAAGAUGUGACUGUACUAAAGAUGGAGAAUUUCUUUCAUAUCACCCUGAUAAAUUCUUUGAUUGGGGGAUUGGGGAUUUGGAAAGAAAGAAAUGGUCUUUCUGAUGAUGACUGUUUCUAUAUUUUGGAACAGGGAAUUGAACCUGUAUUUGUCAUUCGCAUUUUCAUUUUUUUAAUGUCUGGUUUCAUGCUUUCUGCCACACAUGGACACAGUCCAAACAGUGUUUCUUUGUUGUUUUGUUCAUUGAUUUUAAAAUAUACUGUUGUGCGUUUUCUAGGUUUUUCCUGAUCAGCCAUCAAAUUGCAUUUGAUCAUAAGAUCAUACCAUCAGUUUGAGUGAAGGACUGAGCCCCAAAGUUAUUUUAAGCCACCGACAUUUUUGGAAAAGCUUACCUAUGUGUGAGAUGUUAAAAAUGAAAUGAAUCAGAUUCAUUCUUCUGCAGAAAUUAGCAUAUAGCAUAAACGAACACCAAAAAAUACAGUAUAU
Scomber scombrus (Atlantic mackerel) is the source of this 5138-nucleotide messenger RNA. Its product is annotated as nucleus accumbens-associated protein 2. The record is from RefSeq and is a predicted model, not a curated record. Gene Ontology annotation, biological process: regulation of transcription by RNA polymerase II. The transcript has 7 exons. The coding region runs from base 1288 to 3072 and encodes 594 amino acids. Lineage: Eukaryota; Metazoa; Chordata; Actinopteri; Scombriformes; Scombridae. Gene Ontology annotation, molecular function: RNA polymerase II cis-regulatory region sequence-specific DNA binding; DNA-binding transcription factor activity, RNA polymerase II-specific; protein binding.